Molecule: messenger RNA, 1449 nt
Organism: Peronospora belbahrii
Lineage: Eukaryota; Oomycota; Peronosporomycetes; Peronosporales; Peronosporaceae
Source: the annotation of a GenBank genome assembly
AUGGACACGAUUGAGAGUCUAUACCGAUACAGAUUACACAAAUGGAUUGAACGCUUUGUUGCACAUGAUUGGACACAACAGCGAGUGUGUCAAAAAUGGAAAGAUAAUCACAAACGCUUGACAGAGCACGGCAAAGACGAGGAACAUGCGUUAAAAAUGCCGCCUAAAACGGUCAAAAUGACCUUUUCCAUGUUUGCUACAACGGCAGAGACGAUGAUAUACUCGCGUCAGUUGGAUAAUUUGUUAAAGUCAGGUGUGCCACCUCAAUUGCGUGGUCAGGUCUGGUGGAUGUGCAGCGGCGCAGCGGAGCUACGUCACCAAGCGACCGAAUCGUAUCCGGCACUACUGCAUCGUCUACAUACAUUAAGUAAGUGUGCAGAAAUGGAAAUUGAGAAGGACUUGCCUCGGACCUUUCCACUUGCUUUGCGUAAUUCGAUGCGGCAGUCACAAGAGCUAGCAGAAGGCGACAACUUUGGUGAACUUCGACGUGUAUUGCAGGCCUAUUCGCUGCGUAACCCGGCGGUAGGGUAUUGUCAAAGCAUGAACUUUCUAGCUGCUGUGCUUCUCCAAAAUAUGGGAGAGGAGGAAGCUUUUUGGGUGCUAGCAGCUAUUGUGGAGGAACUGACACCUCAGUAUCACACACAAACGAUGACCGGUAGCCGCGCAGACCAGCGCGUUUUCUCGGAUCUCGUGACUCAGAAGCUGCCUGUACUAGCGAGUCACUUGCAGGCACUGGGCGUGGACUAUGAGCCAUUCACACUCAAAUGGUUCCUGUGUCUUUUCCUCAACACACUUCCGUUUGAACCUGUAAUGCGAAUCUGGGAUGUGUUCUUUUGUGAAGGCAGUCAUGUGCUGCUGCGAGUGGGACUUGUGCUUCUUAAACUCAAUCAACCGCGUAUUCUGGCAUGUGAUGACGCCCUUGACGUGUAUGAGAUGUUCAAGGUCUCGCACGAAACGCUGCAGGAACUGACAGCACCCUACCGUACAGGACUGCUCAACCGUGACGAGUGCGUUUGUGAUACGUUGAUUCGGCUUACUAUGGAUAGGUCCUUUUUGGGUACUAUUUCAUUUGAUUAUUUGCAUGAGUUGCGCCAAUACUACUGUCAUGAGAUCGAUGCGGAAUUGGAGGAAGCCGAAGCAGAACGACUUGAACGCCAAAGCUGUGCCGAGACACAGGCACUAGCUGAAGCAAACCGACGGCAAGCAAGAGAAGGCAAGAACAGAGGGAGUGAUGCAGCUGAGGUCUCGACAAGCUGUAGCUCUCCCGGUGAAGAAAGCGCGCUGAUGAUGGAGUACGAUUUUGUGGACGACUAUGUUUGCAGCUCCAGCUCAGAAUCGUCUUCAUCGCGACACAUUCGUUUUCUGGAUCUGUACGACAGUGACGACUCGACGGCGGACUACUUUGUGGACGUUAUGUACGACUUUUCCCCGCAACACCACUUCCGUUGA